Molecule: messenger RNA, 1152 nt
Organism: Lasiosphaeria miniovina
Lineage: Eukaryota; Fungi; Ascomycota; Sordariomycetes; Sordariales; Lasiosphaeriaceae
Exons: 2
Coding region: 1-1152 (383 amino acids)
Source: RefSeq, a predicted model, not a curated record
AUGCCACAGCAGCUCCUCUCCAUAUCCGCAAUGCUGCUGGUCUGGCUCAGCAUCCUCAGCCUCGCCACUGGAGCUUGGGCCGACCCUCCGAGUCCGAAAACCGGCGGUUACCUGACUGCGGCGGAGUGGAAGCCCUUUUGCCGGACAGAGAAGUCAACGGGCAUCUGCGAGGGCCGGGGCACAACAUUUACCAAUCAUAUCGCCGGUGGAGAGGACAUGCCGCUUCCUGGCCAUGGUAUCCCUGUGCAGAUGGCAGUUCGGAACUCUCCUGCUACGCCUGCUCUUGGCGUGGCGGAGUGGAAGCCCUUUUGCGAGACGGAUAGGUCAACGAUCAUCUGCAAGCGCCGGAGCAUCAAAUGUAGCCCAACUGGAGAGCUGCUCAUGUCGCCGAAAAUUGACGAUGCUUGGUGUUCAAGCCACUGCGCGUGCCGCGAGAUAAUCCCGGCCGUCACCCCUGGCGUUGCAGUCAAGAAUCCUGUCGCCGGUGGAGAGGACAUGCCGCUUCUUGGCCACGGCAUCCCUGUGAAGAUGGAAGUCCUGGACUCUCCUGCCACGCCUGCUUUUAACGCGGUCGAGAAUACUCCAGCCGCUCCAGCAGCCCCAGAUACAGUCAGGGCCAGCGGCCGCCUCGCGUCAUACCGGGUCCAAUGUGCUCCCGGCGAGACGUUCCCCUGCUCGCGGCUCCAAACAACAUGCUCGGACAGCGGUAUCCUCGUAGCCCAGUUCGAAUGGUGCGCCAACAACUGCCAGUGCAUCCCCGCUUACCUCCCCGUAAUCGCAGAAAGGGGCCAGAUAGUACUCAGUGCAAGCCACGACGCCAGUCCAGCCAACCCGGGCCGUAACCAUUACUACUCAUCGGUCACGGCGAAGAACUUCCCCAUUGACACUACAGCAAUUGUAGAGCCCCAUCAUAUUCAUAUCAACGAGGUUAACUCACUAGCCCACCCGGCCUCACCAAACGUGCAGAGCCCGGCGGAGUCUAUGUCCAAUAAAGUCGCCAGGCAGGUGAACGCCUACAACUUCAACUGCGACAAGCAGUGGAGAUUCAGAAAGUGCCUGGGCAGAGGGACGACUUGCGUCGACGGCGCCGUGAUAUCGAACGUGGCCAACUGCAGGUCAAAGUGCCAAUGUCUCAACGUUGGGAAUGCGUGA